Auanema sp. JU1783 is the source of this 4020-nucleotide messenger RNA. The record is from the annotation of a GenBank genome assembly. NCBI's taxonomy places the organism in Eukaryota, Metazoa, Nematoda, Chromadorea, Rhabditida, Rhabditidae.
AUGGUUGAGUUACAAUACCUUGAGCCAGUUCCUAUUAUUCGAAGCGCGUUGACGAAAUCAUGUGGAGAUCUGAUGGAUGCUCUACUCUAUCUUCAUCGGCCGGAGCAGAUGAAAGAGGCUUCCGAAAGGAGGUCAACUUUCGCUCGAGUGCCUGCCAGAUCCGUGUCUGCUCCACCGAGGAAAAAAUGGUUUAAAAGAAGCACGGGUGCUUUGGAAAGAUCAAGUUCAAGCUCAAACACUGUUCUUUGCGACGAAUUUACUCGAAAGUUGGUUGGAGCAAUCACAACCUGGCAUGAUAUCCAUAGUAACUUGCUACGUUUGAGUAUAGACAGAAGUAAUUCUGAAAGUUCGAUCAGCAGCCGUUCAACAAUAAUCUCUGACGAAGAAGAGGCAAUCGAUGAGACAAAUCCGAAUUGUCUUUGUGCGCCCCAGGCAAAUAAUCGAUUAUCAAUAUCAAGUCCAGAAUUGACUUCAAUCCAAAUAAAACAAAUGUUUCCUGAGCUAAGUGAGCAUUGGAGUCGUAAUUGUGGUUCUACGUCAUCAGUUCCGUCUUCAAAAGAGAAGACAAAAGUUGAAUCUCGUCGAUCAACACCGAUAUGGAGGAAAAAAUCAUCACCAGCAAGUGUGAACCAUCACCAAGCACAAGCAACUCCAUCUUGUUCAUCCACAACACAUGUGGUAGUAAAUAGCGCAACGUCUGUAGGUAUAUCGUCCAGCUGUGUUCCAUCGUCCUCCGCAUCUUCUGCUGUCGUAACAUCAGCUCAUACAGCAGCAAGUUCCCCAGAGACAACUCAACAUCGCAAAAAAGUUGCGAAAAAGAAAUCAUCGUGGCGAGGAGAAGGAGCAGCUCGUAAGUUGAGUGAAGCCUUACCAGCAGCAUUACGAAGUCCAACAAAUAUUCUUCGGCGAAAGAAGACACUUGGCCCAAGCCUGAGUUGGGACCCAGAGCAUAGAUCGAGAAGUCCAUCACAAGUAAGCCGAAGUAGAAUUCAUUCUGACGGAAGCGAGGAACCACCGGCUCCAGUAGUCGCGUCAGCCACCAGUGAAGGUGAGAGUGACGACGAAGCCUUCGAGGGACCUCGUUUUGAGUUGGAGCUCAGCUGUCCUCACUGUGCUCUAGUUGCUGACUACAAACGACGUUUGCUGAAAACGGAGCUCGAAUCUGCAGUUCUACGCUUAGCUAGACGAUUGGGUAACGGUCGCCAGCUUCGGGAUGAAGCUAUGCGAAAUGGCCAGCCCGCACCUGAUAUAAUCGUUUCAUCCAUAAGUUCGGACGAUGAAGACCGUUCGUAUGAACGACACACGAGCAGUGAAAGAACAAGCAGUCUUCAAACGAGUGAAACAAACUCUCCCUGCAGCUCAUCCUCGCCGUCUCCUCGCAUGUCGCGUAAUGGAAAUGAUAUAACAUUUGAUCAUUCACCAGAUGCUUCAACUCAAGAUCUUCUACUGUCUCCAUUUCGACUAUGUCCACCAACUCUUUUAUCACCAAAUCCUGAUACAAAUUCUCCUCCAAGAUCAAAUUCCGUUGAUUUAUCAACAUUAAGACGAGAUAUUGAAAUGUUGUCAGUAUCCUCCGGAGAGUCAGAUGGAGCAUCUGAUGGAGAGUUUGAACCUCCAACUCCGGCAGAGAGUGUUCGAACUGUUCGCUCUAAAUCACAUGACCCGGCAGCCCCAACAUCCGUCUUACGUAGACCUAGUCGCAUAGAACAUCUAUCAGAAUUAUUCAGAAAGGCAUUAGCUAAAUCACCUGUAGUUCGUCGAUCAGCAGCUGAACAGGAAAUUCGAACCGUUAACAAACACCGUACUAGCCGUUAUUGGCAAGAUGAUCAAAUGUUACCAGCAGAGCACAUCUGGUUGCCAUCUUCAGGGCCUGGCUCAUCAGCCUCUGCUGAUUCCGAAUGUUAUGUCGGCGAGAAGGAUUGUAGAAAGCAAGGCGAGAAACGUCGUUGUGCCGCCUGUCAUAUAGUAGCUCAUUCAGGAUGUUCUUCUCUGUUAUCAAAGUUAAAUCUAAAUUGUAAAACAACCUAUAGAGAUCAUACAAUCAAAAAGCAGCCAACAAAAGAAAUGAUGGAUAAUCUUACUAUGCAUCAUUGGGUACAUAAGUGGAGGCAUGAAGGACGCUGCAACACUUGUGGUAAAUCUUUCCAACAGAAGAUGUUUAACUUCCAGCAAAAGGAAAAGAAGGAAACAAUUGCUGUAACAUGCUCAUGGUGCAAAGAAUCAUAUCACGUCAAGAAUUGUUUUUCAAGAGAUAAAUUAGAACAAAAGUGUGAUCGUGGGGUUCUACGUGAUAUGAUAGUACCACCAAACUGGAUUCUUCGUUUACCCAGUCGAAAUAGAAACAAACAUAAACAAUUGAAUAGAGCGAGUAGACGGCCAACAAGACAGUUUAUCGUUAAACCAACAGAUAUGUGGACAACAGGACCAACCCAACCUCUAGUUGUCUUUGUGAACCCAAAGUCAGGAGGGAAUAAGGGAUCGAAAGCUCUUCACACUUUGUGUUGGCUGCUGAACCCACGCCAAGUGUUUGAUAUAACCACUCUGAAAGGGCCUAAAUUUGGGUUAGAAGUUUAUCGCAAAGUAGUUACCCAGUUGAGACUGCUGGUUUGCGGAGGAGAUGGAACUGUUGGUUGGGUUCUACAAACUUUAGAUUCUCUUAAUUGGCCGGCGUAUCCGCCAAUGGCUAUUAUGCCAUUAGGAACCGGAAACGAUUUGGCUAGAUGUAUGGGGUGGGGUGGCACGUUUUCAGAUGAACCACUUAGCCAAUUGCUUCAGGCAAUUCUGCAUGAAACAACUGUUACUCAUCUGGAUAGAUGGCGUUUGGAUGUCGAACCCAACCCCACUUGUAAUAUGGAUGCAACAUCGGACGAAAUAUCCGAUGCUGUGCAAUCCUCUUUACCUUUAACAGUCAUGAACAACUAUUUUUCAAUUGGGGCUGAUGCUCAUGUUGCCCUUCAAUUCCAUCAUAGCAGGAGUGCUAAUCCUCAAAUGUUGAACAGUCGUUUAAAAAACCGAAUCGCUUACGGUGGUUUGGGGACGAUUGACUUGUUCAAGCGGAGUUGGAAAGAUUUGUCUGGUUACAUAACACUUGAGUGUGAUGGUAUUGAUAUGACGGCUAGGAUUAAAGAGAUGAAGUUUCACUGUAUACUCUUCCACAACAUUUCGUACUAUGCUGGAGGAACUACCCCAUGGGGUAGCGACGCCAAUGACGCUCAAAAGCAAUCUAGUUGUGAUGGCAAAAUUGAAGUAUUGGGCUUUACCACAGCUACUUUGGCGGCUCUGCAGAUGGGAGGAAAGGGAGAGCGUAUAGCCCAGUGCUCGUCAGUCAAGAUAAUUACGAGUAAAGCUAUCCCCAUGCAGGUUGAUGGAGAGCCAUGCUUAUUAGCUCCGUCUUUCAUUCAUCUUAGUUUUCAUAGCAAAGUUCCCAUGCUCAAAAGAGAGAAGAAACCUCCUUGCACACCAAACUUGAUGAGAAGAAACACUCGGACACAACGGAAAGACUCACGGGUUCAGUCCACUUCUCUUAUUAUGCAGUUGCCAGUCGUUGUGGUUGGUAAACAUGAUUACGAUACUUAUAAGGACUGUUUUGAACGACUUAAAGACACAGCGUAUGAAAUCGGAAUAAUAAAUGUCGAAGCUGAAUCUGAGCUUGACGAUGUACGAACUCAGAUUCUGAAAAUUCUUCUUGAUCAUCAUUCCUUGCCAUAUGCUCCUUCGAGAGAUUGGCGUUUUCUUGAUUAUGUAACGAAUGCGGAAGAGGGAACUUUUCGAGUAUCACGUCAUCAAGAAAAACUGCAUAGCAUCUCAGAUAUUUGUAACCCGGAUGAAUGCUUAUUAAUUCUUGAUCAUGCUUUUCCAUCAAUCACAGCUGUAACAGAAGUUGUUCAAGAUAUAUCUUUCAGUAAUAACGGUGAGCCAUCGCCCAUGACAACUCCACCACCACGAAAACCGUGUCAACGUCGAAUCUCAGAAACCUUACGUAUUGUUCUAAGUUCAGAUGCUCAAGAAACGCAUUUAUAA